GCCGCUCUGGAGUUUUCCCGGCCGCUUCCAACGAGUUGUUGUUUUUGUGCUCAGCUUUGUUAUACCGGUUUUAUCCCGCGAUGAAAGUGGCCAGUGCAGCUGCCGUUGUGUCUCCGGGCCCGAGCUGCGCCCUCAAAGGGGUCCGGCUGGGCUCUGGCGAAGCGGCGCCCAACCAUAACAGCAACGCCCGGUGCCUUUCCGAGCAAGCCGCCGCCGCCGCCUCGCUCCUGAUGGACAUGAAGGGCUGCUACUCCCGCCUGGCCGCCCUCGUGCCCACUUUGCCCCGGCACCGGCGCGUCUCCAAGGUGGAGAUCCUCCAGCACGUCAUCGACUACAUCUGGGACCUCCAGCUCGAGCUCCAGGAGGAGCCCGACACCCCAGGCGGAGAGCCCGCAGGGACUUUGCCCGAGGCUGCUUGCGUCAACCCGGAUGACCGCAUCUUGUGCCGCUGACGGUCUUUGGGGCUGGAAGGAAAAUCCCAGGGAGAAAAGGCAGCUUUCUUUCGCCUUUGGCCCCUCCAAUGGCAGGGGAAGGUGGCUGGUGACGUGGCGGCGCUGGGCUUUGAGCGCUAGACAUCCCAUCUGUUGUCCCGACCAAGGAAGCAGCACGGAACCGGAAGAAGGCUCCAGCCUGGAACCCGGACUGAACUCCUCUAAGCCGCACCUCCUUUGGGUGCCCUUUGAUGUUUAUAUAGUUGGAGCAAUGUGUUUUGUUUUUACAGAAAAAGCAGAAUGUUAAUUCUCUCUCCGAAUACUUCUCAGAUUUCUGAGACUCAUCCUUGUAUUGUAUAUUACAAUGCCUUAUAUUAUUAUUAUUGUUAUUAUUGGUUUUUCUCCUGAGAAUAUUGUUCUACAAUAGUUUUUGUGAGUGUUUUUGUUAUUAAACAAAUGCCUAUUGUUACGAAA
This is a messenger RNA of Anolis sagrei ordinatus, 905 nucleotides long. RefSeq names its product inhibitor of DNA binding 1 (gene ID1). Gene Ontology annotation, molecular function: protein dimerization activity; transcription regulator activity. Gene Ontology annotation, biological process: circadian regulation of gene expression; cell differentiation; negative regulation of transcription by RNA polymerase II. The record is from RefSeq and is a predicted model, not a curated record. Gene Ontology annotation, cellular component: cytoplasm; nucleus. NCBI's taxonomy places the organism in Eukaryota, Metazoa, Chordata, Lepidosauria, Squamata, Anolidae.